Mauremys mutica (yellowpond turtle) is the source of this 996-nucleotide messenger RNA. Its product is annotated as killer cell lectin-like receptor subfamily B member 1B allele C. The record is from RefSeq and is a predicted model, not a curated record. The coding region runs from base 230 to 967 and encodes 245 amino acids. The transcript is spliced from 7 exons. NCBI's taxonomy places the organism in Eukaryota, Metazoa, Chordata, Testudines, Geoemydidae.
GGCUGAAGGGCUGGUUACUGAAGACACCCUCAAACCAUCAGUAAGGGAGCCCUAAGCCUUUAGCCUGUUGGUCUGACGGGAGCCCUCGCAGUGACAAGUUAGAGGAGAGGACUUCAGCUCUGAGAAGCAGCAUUUCCUGGCGAUGGAUUGCGUGGGUCAUCUUGGUUCGCACAUAAACAGCAGGCUGCCCUUCAGAUGCAGCUAGGUGCUCUUAUCAGCCGCCUGCAGCAUGACGGGGGAGAUAGUCUAUGCUGAUCUGAACCUCCCCUCCGAAUGGCCCUGCCUGAGGCCUCCCCAGGCGUCUCAGCACCUCGAUCUCCCCCUGCAGCCUCAGUGGCAACGGGUCGCUCUCUGGGUCGGAUGGGUCACAAAUGUCAUUCUUGGGGCAGCUGUGAUUGCGCUGGGGAUUUGGGUUUUCCAGCUGGUGUCUGAGAGAGGCCAGCCCCUGGCAGCCCCUGGUGGAGAUUGUUCUGGGAACAGAAACACCUGCGAAGCCAAAUGCAGCACCUGUCUAGAGGAUUUCCGAUCUCAGCUGAAAGGAAGCUUGUGUCAUCCAAACCAACACGGCUCAGCAAAGGGCUCUGGGUGCAAACUCUGCCCCGCGACCUGGCUGCUGCAUAGGGACAAGUGCUAUUGGGUCUCUGGAAAAAUGAAACCGUGGAAUGAGAGCCGUGAUGACUGUUCCGCGAAGCACUCUCAGCUGCUGGUGAUCCGGGACGGGGAGGAGCUGGAGUUCAUAAAGAAUAGUACACAAGGUUCAACUUUUGUUUGGAUUGGACUUUCUCUCUCAUCCCUGGGGAAGACCUGGAUCUGGCUGAAUGGCUCCCAGUUAAAUCACACUCUAUUCCCAUUACCAGUUCAAGACAACGGAAAUAGCUGUGGGGCAGUGAAGGGGAAUCAGAUUCAGUCUGACACCUGUGCCACUGAAUAUGAAUGGGUUUGUCAACGAGAGGCUGUUCUGAUAUGAACAGGGGAACUAGUGGCAUUUUUAUGAUG